CUGUGCUGCGAGCGUGCGGGUCGCUCCGGGGGUUCCGCGGGCCUGUAGGAUUUUGAAUUUCUGGCGGGGAAGCUCCGAGUUAAAGCUCCCCGGGUGGGAACUGAAGUGACGCCCUGAGGGAGCUGCCGGUCCGGGCGCUUGUGCCGCGGCACCCCGGGGCUGAGCGCGCACGUGGGAGCGCCGCCGAGGGAGUGCCCGGCGGAGUCGCCGCCAGCCGGGCCCGGAGCGCGCGUGUGCCCCGCGAUGCUGCGGCGCCCGGACUGCACCCGAGUCGCCCGCCGCCCGCUCCGGCUCGCCUCGCCUCGGUUCCGGGAAGGGCAGCGUCGCUGCCGCUGAGCCUCCGAGGGCAUGCCGGCGGGCCUCACGGAGCCGGCCGGCGCCGCUGCUCCGGUAGUGUCGAGCACCUCGGGGGCCGUGACCAUGGCUCCGGUCGCCGCGCUGCCCGUGCGGGUGGAGAGCACCCCGCUGGCCCUGGGCCCUGUGACUAAGGCUCCCGUCAGUGUCUGCGUGGAGUCUGUGGCGCCCCAGCCCUUGCCAGCCCCAGUGGGAGCCCUAGUGACCAAAGUGGUGCCUGUCACUGCCCUUCCUAAACUCGGCAGUCCGAGGCUGCCCGCUCCUCAGAUAGUCACCGUGAAAACUCCCGGCACCACGACCAUCCAACUACCGGCUAAUUUGCAGCUUCCUCCAGGAACAGUUUUGAUCAAAAGUAACAGUGGUCAGUUGAUGCUGGUAUCUCCUCAGCAAGCUGUAACAGGAGCCAAGACCACAAGUAACAUAACUCCAAGACCAGCAGUACCAGCAAACCCUCCAACAGUCAAGAUCUGUACAGUGCCGAAUUCUGGCUCACAAUUAAUGAAAAAAGUAGCAGUGGCUCCUGUUAAAAAUUUGACACAGAUAGGAACUACUGUGGCAACCACUGCCUCCAGUACUUCCUCAGGACAACCUGUGGCUGUACCAAGCAGUGUUGUCACAGUUACUCCUGCAAAGCCAGUGAAUGCUGCAUCCAUCCUGAAGUCAUCAAGUUUGGGAGUGUUACCUACCCCCUCGAAUGACCCAGGUCUUAGAGCCGAGACUUCAGUGGCUGCUCAGACAGGUCUUCCUCCGACAGUGCUAGAAAAUGUGAAAAAAUGUAAAAACUUCCUUUCAAUGUUAAUAAAGCUAGCAUGUAGUGGAUCACAGUCUCCAGAAAUGGGAAAGAAUGUGAAGAAGCUGGUGGAACAACUUCUGGAUGCAGAAAUUGAAGCAGAAGAGUUUACUAGGAAGCUGUAUAUUGAGCUCAGGUCUGCACCUCAGCCGCACCUGGUCCCUUUUCUUAAGAAGAGUGUGGUUGCCUUAAGACAGCUCCUUCCAAACUCGCAGAGCUUCAUUGAGAACUGUGUUCAGGAAGUUUCUGGUGAUGUGGUCAUUUCCUCCUGUACCAUGACAACAGCGACUUCUCCUGUGGUGACAAGUACAGUUUCCCCAGUCCUUGUCUCUGGAGCAACAGCACCCAGAACUCUGUCUGUUCAACAGACUCUGAAUCCACUUGCUGGUCCAGGAGGAGCAAGCACUGGAGUCGUGACAUUGCAUUCUGUGGCCCCAGCUGCUGCAACAGGAGGUACAACAGCUACAACUGUUUUGCUGCAGACUUCAAAACCACUUACAACAUCGGUACCAAAUACAGUGGCAGCAGUGUCCCUUCAGACUGAAAAUCCAGUUGUGUCUGGGGCAACAGUAACACUGGCUGUUCCAUCAGCAACUUUUGGAGAAGCAUCCUCUACACCUCUUUGUCUUCCAUCUGUGAAGCCUGCCAUUACCUCUGCUGGGACCAAAGCCGAUAAACCUGCCAUUGGCACUCCAGUCCAGAUCAUUGCACAGCCGAGCCCCCUCCUUCCACAGUCAGCUGGCAUUCCACAGGCAGCCAAAGUCAAGCAACUAGUCGUCCAGCAGCCUUCAGCAAACAACGUGAAUCAGGUGACCUCUAUUUCCUAUUCCUCGCCAUUGAGCACUCAGACCUGUGGGCAGAAGACACCAGUGCAUGUGGUAAUGCCUACUACUUCCAUCAUAAAGCAAAUUACUCUUCCUGGAAAUAAACUUUUGUCGCUUCAAGCUCAAACAUCUAUUCAGAACAAUAAAAUAAAAGAGAAUGGACCAACAUGCUUCAGAGGUGAAGAUGAUAUCAAUGAUGUGACUUGUAUGGCAGAGGUCAAUCUUGAUGAAGAAAAUGCCUGCAUCUUAGCAACACAUUCUGCCUUUGUUGGCACACUCAUUCAGUCAUGUAAAGACGAACCAUUCCUUGUCAUUGGAGCACUACAAAAGAGAAUUUUAGACAUUGGUAAAAAGCAUGACAUUACAGAACUUAACUCUGAUGCUGUGAACUUGAUCUCCCAUGCAACACAGGAGCGAUUACGAGGCCUUCUAGAGAAACUAACUACAAUUGCUCAGCAUCGAAUGACUAUUUACAAGGGAAGUGAAAAUUACAUAUUGUCUACUGAUACCAGAUCACAGCUCAAAUUUCUUGAAAAGCUUGACCAAUUGGAGAAACAGAGGAAGGAUUUAGAAGAAAGAGAGAUGUUACUAAAGGCAGCCAAGAGCCGCUCCAAUAAAGAAGAUCCAGAGCAGCUGAGAUUAAAACAGAAAGCCAAAGAGUUGCAACAGUUGGAGCUCGCCCAGAUCCAAUAUAGAGAUGCUAAUCUCACAGCUCUUGCAGCUAUUGGACCACGGAAGAAGAGAUCACUAGAAGCAGGAAAUGAGAGCUUCAAAGACAACCCUUGUGCUUCUGGGACUUCCACCCUAACAGCCACCAAAUCAUUGCUUCGUCCAAGAAUCACCAGAAUCUGCCUCAGGGACUUGAUAUUCUGUAUGGAACAGGAAAGAGACAUGAAGUAUUCUCGAGCCCUAUACCUUGCCCUUCUUAAGUGAAUACUCCAUGCAUCCAGACGCACACUGUUUACUGCCAAAGAAGACACUGAGAGCACUGUUGCACUGUUCUGAAGUCUACUCUGGAAGUGUCACCAGUAUGAAAGACCACUGUUUACACUGACAAGCUUUUACUACAUCUUGUCUGUAUGUCCUGUGGAUUCUCGCAGAUGAGAAUUCUGAUGCUUUCUGAAAGUUAGUACUGUGCAUACUUGAUAUAGAAGUAUCACCUACCAACCUGCAUUUAAUUACAAUAAGUAGCGACUCUCUUUUACCACCUUCAUUUGUCUUGUUGUUGUUUCCACUCAGUAGCAAUGAGGUGCCUUCCUCUGAUACAGGCUGCGUCUAGAUGUAGGAUAAAGAACAAGUUAGAAUGUAUCCUGUACUGAACCCGUCUCCUAGUGUUAGAUUUUAUGGUCUGCAGUUAGAGGCUACUUAGCUAAUGGCGACAGUUACUUUCUGUAGUUGAAGUGUGACAAGCUACAGAGUAGAGGCAGAGUCAACUUGGCUUAGUCGAUACACAGCUGAUGUAAGGUUGCUGCUCUGGCUUCCUACACUACAGUGCUGAUACCUAGUGAGGGCCAUUCUUUUCAGCCAAGUUUUAAAACUAAAAUUGCUACUGAUAUACCUCACUGGAAUGUGGAAAAGGUAGAGUGUACUGGAAAAAAUGAGGCCUUGCAUUCAAAUUGACAAAGGAUGAGAAUGGCAUCUUGAAAUAACUGUGUCCACCAUGUGUCCAAGGAGAGAUGGCUACUCUGGGAAUGCCAAAAGCUGGUCCUUGUUUUAGUAAUGAAAAAAAGAAAAAAUCAUAGGUCAACCAAAGAAGAAAACCUGGCAAAUAUUUACAGUAUUUCAAAAGGAUGAUUUGUUUUUAUAUUAUUUUAAUUCCCAAGAAGUAGUUCUUUCUUUUAUAAUCUCCCAGUUACCCUAUGUUUUAAGUAUCUAGUGCUUUUCAGAUUACAAACUGCUGGUAAAAACAGUAGGAUUCCCUUUGAAUUGUGUACUUAAGAGGUGCUGUCAGUGUCUUGCUCUUAGGGGGUGAUUCUAAAUGUGAGCAACACAUGUACCUCUCUCUGAGGAAGAAGCUGAUAUUCAAAGUACUUCCUCUCUCCCUUGUAAAUCUACUUGUGUAAAAAUAAUGGUGAAAUUGAAAUCACAUACCAAAAGAAUGCUAAACUCUCCUGGGGAAACAUUUCUAGUAUGUCACUCUCUGUCCUGUUCUUCCCAUAGGGACUGUAAUGGCCACAUUAUACUGUUGGAAGAGUUUAAUUGGCCACAAUUUUUGUUUUAGCAAGUUAUGUAAAAUGUCGUAAAUUAUGUAUAUGCUUUAAAAAGUACCUUACUAAGAGUUCUAUAUCCAAAGUUGUAUAUUUAAAUGCUUAGCUUUAUUUUUUGUAAAGUGCAGCAUACUCCCACAUUUGUGUAAUCUUAUCAGAUGUUUAAAAUUAUUUCAAAUACACCAUUAAAAUAAUUAUUUUAUGAUUAAAAACAAACAAAACUUUGCUCAGUCGCUAUCUUUGCAACAGUUUCUAUUAGCAGCCACUCCCUGGAGGACGCAGAUCUGUCUGCCAGUGAGUCUCUUAUUUAUUUGCAUUUGGGAUCUGUGGACAUUUGGGUUCUGGAAUUGCACUUAGACCUAAGUUUCUAUAUCACUUCCUUUGAAAUAGUUGUAAUUUUGCCCACUAUUUGACUCAAAAAGAAAGCUAAACAUAGUCAUUAUGAAAGA
Mastomys coucha (southern multimammate mouse) is the source of this 4624-nucleotide messenger RNA. RefSeq names its product TATA-box binding protein associated factor 4b (gene Taf4b). NCBI's taxonomy places the organism in Eukaryota, Metazoa, Chordata, Mammalia, Rodentia, Muridae. Gene Ontology annotation, biological process: transcription initiation at RNA polymerase II promoter; DNA-templated transcription. Bases 349 to 2901 code for a protein of 850 amino acids. Gene Ontology annotation, cellular component: transcription factor TFIID complex. The record is from RefSeq and is a predicted model, not a curated record. The transcript has 15 exons. Gene Ontology annotation, molecular function: DNA binding; RNA polymerase II general transcription initiation factor activity; protein heterodimerization activity.